AGGAAAAUGGAAGAACUAAAAUUUAUCCCUGGAAACAAAUUUGCAAAGGACAGAAAUACACUUCCUGGUGUGUCUGAGAAGGAAACUGAAGAUAUCAAGGCUGCUCUCGAAGCAGGAGACCUCUCAGGAGCAGCUUAUGUGGCCCAUAAGUCUGACGAGUUGCUUAAAAAAACUGAGCUCAACAUUGCGAUCACAGGGGAGUCAGGAGCUGGGAAAUCGUCCUUCCUCAAUGCCCUCCGGGGCCUGGGAGAUGAAGACAAAGAUUCUGCUAAGACUGGAGUGGUAGAGACGACCAAAAAACCAGAGCCGUACAAGCAUUUUAAGUACCCCAAUGUGAUCUUCUGGGACCUGCCAGGGAUCGGAACCCCAGAUUUUAAGCCAGACACGUACCUGGAGCAGGUGAAAUUUGAUCGCUAUGAUUUCUUCAUCAUCCUCGCUUCGGAGCGGUUCAGAGCAAACCACGCCAGACUGGCCCAGGAGAUCCGGAGGAUGGAGAAGAAGUUUUACUUUGUCCGCUCCAAGGUGGACUUUGACUUGUAUAAUGAGAAAAGAAAACAAAACUUUGAUGAGGAGAAAACCCUGGACAAAAUCAGAAAUGACUGCAUCGAGCACCUGUCCAAAGAAGGGAUAAGCUCCCCAAAGGUUUUCCUUGUGUCGAGCAGGGAAUUUCAGAAAUACGAUUCUCCCAAACUGCAGAAAAAGUUGCUGAAGGAACUGGAAAGUCACAAGAAACACAUUUUUCUCCUGGCCCUACCUAACCUUUCCAAACCAAUAUUGGAAAAGAAGAAAAAGGCUUUGCAGAGGCAGAUCUGGAAACAAGCCCUGAAGUCGUGCGCCAUCGCAGCUGUUCCUCUCCCGGCUCUCUCGGUGAAGUGCGACAUUGGCAUCCUGGUGGAUAACAUGAGACAGUAUUGUGAGAGCUUUGGGCUGGAUGACAUUUCCCUCCAUGCACUCGCUAGCCAGGUUGGAAAGUCUGUCGCUGAGCUGAAGGACGUGAUCAAGUCGCCAUUGGCCAAAGAUAUCUCAAAAGAAACCGCUAAGGAGCAGCUGACUAAGGCUACAGGAAAGGGUCUAAUUUUAGCUAAACAUUUUAUCAGCAUGAUACCGGUGGCUGGGACCAUAUUUGCUGCAGAGAGGUCUUUCACAGUAACAUACAGAAUGCUGAACAGCUUUUUGGAUGACGUCGCUGAAGACGCCCAAAGAGUCCUUAUUAAGGCCUUGGAGAGAGAAGACAAAUGAAUAACGGCAACAAAAGACCAGUAAACUGGAUACACGCCUCUGGCAGAUGGAGAUUGGAGCCAACUAGGGGACAAUGGCAGAUUCUUCUGUACUCCAAUCUAAUGCAACAAAAGAAAAAAUACUGAAAAAGAUAUUCAGAGUUUGGGCUUUAAAAAACAAAGAUGUAAAAUAUACUUUAACUUCCUCUAUGUAAAUCAGUGGAGAUUCCUGAGUCCAAUGGAGCGACUGACCCCAGCUGCGGAUGUGGCCUAUCGCAUGUGGUGCAAACCGGUGCAGAGUCUGACCGUGACAAGCCAGCAGAGCUGUAAUCACAGUGCAAAACGUGAUCAGAAAAUAGUGAACCCGGAACCAGCUCCUUCCAGCUUUUGUUCUUUCCCUGAGUCCUUUUCCCUUUGCCAUUCAACGCUGGGUCAGACCAAUUCCACCCAAAGCCUGUGAACACAAUUCAUUAAAAGGACACCAUUAAAAAUCGACUUCUGAGCAGU
Messenger RNA from Chrysemys picta bellii (western painted turtle), 1724 nucleotides. The record is from RefSeq and is a predicted model, not a curated record. Lineage: Eukaryota; Metazoa; Chordata; Testudines; Emydidae.